Messenger RNA from Labrus mixtus (cuckoo wrasse), 3149 nucleotides. RefSeq names its product phosphofructokinase, platelet a (gene pfkpa). The coding region runs from base 159 to 2525 and encodes 788 amino acids. Gene Ontology annotation, cellular component: 6-phosphofructokinase complex; membrane; cytoplasm. Gene Ontology annotation, biological process: canonical glycolysis; fructose 6-phosphate metabolic process; fructose 1,6-bisphosphate metabolic process. Gene Ontology annotation, molecular function: ATP binding; AMP binding; identical protein binding. NCBI's taxonomy places the organism in Eukaryota, Metazoa, Chordata, Actinopteri, Labriformes, Labridae. The transcript has 22 exons. The record is from RefSeq and is a predicted model, not a curated record.
GAACAGGGAGCAGACAGAAGAGCAUAGCGGGCAUUCAUAGAUAGAGGGGGCGGACGCGCGUUGCCCUUCAUCAUUUCAGCACAAUUUUUAUACUCUUGCGGGUCCUGUUGUGUUAUUUUAUCGCAUUGGAAUAGGGACUAAACUGAAAAGCUGUGAAAAUGGCGCAGCCAGACAGCAAGAAGAUCUUCUUUGAGAACCUGUCGGGAGCGGGGAAAGCUAUCGCGGUUCUGACGAGCGGAGGAGAUGCUCAAGGGAUGAAUGCUGCUGUCCGUGCUGUAGUUCGAAUGGGUUUAUAUGUGGGAGCAAAAGUUUAUUUCAUUCAUGAGGGAUAUCAGGGUAUGGUGGACGGUGGAGAGAACAUAAAGGAAGCCACAUGGGAAAGUGUCUCCAGCAUGCUCCAAGUGGGUGGAACUGUUAUCGGCAGUGCCCGCUGUAAAGAGUUUCGCAGCCACGAGGGACGCCUGAAGGCAGCUCACAACCUGGUGCAGCACGGCAUCACCAACCUGUGUGUGAUUGGAGGAGAUGGAAGUCUGACGGGAGCAAAUCUCUUCAGGGAGGAGUGGAGUGGGCUGCUGACGGAGCUGGUGGAGCAAGGCUUGAUCGAAGCCGAUGCCGUUCAGAAGUAUUCGGCCCUCCACAUCGUGGGGAUGGUCGGCUCUAUUGAUAACGACUUCUGUGGAACUGACAUGACAAUCGGCACCGACUCGGCUCUGCACAGAAUCAUCGAGGUGGUGGACGCAAUCAUGACAACUGCACAGAGCCACCAGAGAACAUUUGUGUUAGAGGUCAUGGGCAGGCACUGUGGCUACCUGGCCUUGGUGAGCGCCUUGGCUUGUGGGGCAGACUGGGUGCUGAUCCCUGAGAUGCCCCCAGAGGACGGCUGGGAGGACAAGAUGUGUCAGAAACUGUCUGCGACCCGCUCCAGGGGCACAAGGCUGAACAUAAUCAUAGUUGCAGAAGGAGCCAUUGAUAGGCAUGGGAAUCCUAUUACUUCUAGUAUUGUCAAGGAACUUGUUGUCAAAUGUUUGGGUUUCGACACACGAGUGACAAUCCUGGGACACGUGCAGAGAGGAGGGACCCCUUCUGCUUUUGACCGCAUCCUGGCCAGUCGUAUGGGCGUAGAGGCCGUCCUCGCUCUCCUGGAGACCACGGCCAACACGCCAGCCUGCGUCGUCUCCCUGUGCGGAAACCAAUCGGUGCGGCUGCCUCUGAUGGAGUGUGUGCAGAUGACUCAGGAGGUCCAGAAGGCCAUGGAUGAGAAGAGGUUUGAGGAGGCGGUGAAGCUUCGGGGCAGGAGUUUUGAAAACAACCUGAGGACGUACAAACUGCUGGCUCAUCGUAAACCAGAAUGUGAACUACCAACGAGCAACUUCAACGUCGCUGUGUUGAACGUCGGAGCCCCUGCAGCGGGGAUGAACGCUGCGGUUCGAUCAGCUGUCAGGGUGGGAAUCUCCGAGGGGCACAAGAUGUUUGCUGUCAGUGACGGCUUUGAGGGAUUCUACAAAGGACAGAUAAAGGAGAUCAAGUGGGCUGAUGUCGGAGGAUGGACGGGACAAGGUGGAUCCCUGUUGGGAACCAAAAGAACACUUCCUGCGAAGCAUGUUGACAAAAUUGCUGAGCAGAUGAGACAGCACAAUAUUAACGCGCUGCUAAUUGUCGGAGGAUUUGAGGCCUUCCUGUCACUGCUGGAAUUGUUAACGGCGCGCGGGAAAUAUGACGAGUUCUGUGUGCCCAUGGUCAUGGUCCCAGCCACUGUCUCCAACAAUGUGCCGGGCUCAGACCUCAGCAUUGGCGCUGACACGGCUCUGAACGCCAUCACUACUACUUGUGACCGCAUCAAGCAGUCAGCCAGCGGGACAAAGAGACGCGUGUUCAUCAUUGAGACUAUGGGAGGUUACUGUGGUUACCUGGCCAGCGUGGGAGGCCUGGCUGCUGGAGCCGACGCUGCUUACAUCUACGAGGAGCCGUUCGACAUCAAGGACCUGCAGGCUAAUGUGGAGCAUUUGACUGAGAAAAUGAAGACGAGCAUUCAGAGAGGACUGGUCCUAAGGAACGAGAACUGUAACGAGAACUACACGACAGACUUCAUCUACCAGCUGUACUCUGAGGAGGGGAGGGGGGUGUUCGACUCCAGGAAGAACGUGCUGGGACACAUGCAGCAGGGAGGAGCGCCAUCUCCGUUCGACCGGAACUUUGGGACCAAGAUCUCUGCCAAGGCGAUGCAGUGGGUGACCAAGAAGCUGACGGAGACGUUCAGACAGGGUCGCGUGUUUGCGAACACCGAGGACACCUGCUGUCUACUGGGGAUGCGGCGCAGGGCUCUGGUCUUCCAGCCCGUUGUGCAACUCAAAGAGAGCACUGACUUUGUUCACAGGAUCCCUAAGGAGCAGUGGUGGCUGAAGUUGCGUCCCCUCAUGAAGAUCCUGGCUAAAUACAAGACGAGCUAUGACGUGUCAGACUCCGGGCAGCUCGAGCACGUCGUGCGCAACCGGCCCAGAGAGUCGGACGCUUCGGUAGCCAUGUGAAGGCCGCCACAAACAUACGGUGGCCUUUAAAGUCCAGUCGGUGUGUCAGACUGAAGAUCCAUGAGGCGUCGAUCUGAGCUCCAGUAACAACAACCUGUGUUCAUUCUCUGUUUGUGUCUUUUCCUUCGAUGUCACUCGUCUCUUUUGUUUUGACAGAAUCAUGACUGUAACCUAGCCUCUGCAGUGUUUCUAAUAUCAAACACACACACACACACGUCCUCUCUGCGUGUCCUCGUCGCCCUGGAUGUUUUAGUGUCACUGUUGUUUUAAAAAUUGCACUUUUUUUCUCUGUCUGCGGCUACUUAGGCGAGCUCCGAGCGCGGAGCUGCACGAGGACAGAAUAGACACUGCGUCUGCUGUAAAACCAGUGUGUGUGUUUCUGCCUAGAACCGGUGUGAGGUUCAGCAUAUUUAUGUGACACUGAUGCAAUACAGUCAUACUGCUGCUGUGCUUUCCACUGAAACUAAUAUUUAUCUUUUGAACUCUGUUUAUUUUGCUCGUGAACAUGGAUAUAUUCUAUUAAGUGUAGACACAGCUGUAGCUGUCUGUCAAGUUGCACCAACACGCUAGAAAUGUAAGAGACGUUAUGUUUCCCACAGAAUAAAAUCAGACUUGAGAAGUAGA